GGAGAGUUGAGAGAAGGAGGGAGGAGGAGGUGAUGGAGGAGGCUCCAGCCCAAGUAGAGGGGGUGAUAAAGGAGGUGCAGCACCAGAGGUUGGUGGAGACCAGCGCCUCCCUGGCAGCAGCUCUGGAAGCUGUGGAGCAGAAGAUUAACCAGGAUGACACACACAACCAUUCUCUAGUGGAGGAGAAGACGACAGUCAACAUUCUAGAUGACAUCGGCAGCAUGUUUGACGACCUGGCGGACCAGCUGGACGCCAUGUUGGACUAGAGCUCCCAGCGUCGCUAUAACAACCAGCCAAGAGCUGCCUGCUGACGCCAGCUAUCCCAGGGUGCUUUGCGGCUCCUGUGUAGAAUAGCAGAACUCUAUGCUAGAAGUGUUCCUGUGUGUUCGUCAUCACGCGCCCUGUUCCUGACCUAGUGCACUACUAUAUACGGCUCUGGUCAACUGCACUACAUAGGGGGGAAUGGGGAUGUUACCGUGGUGAUGUUACCAUGGUGUUGGGUGGUAGAUGUUCCUGAAGCAGGAAGUUGUAGAUGUAUGUAUUCUCCCUCCCCUCUCAUUGGUCAAGAAGUAUUCUGAAGCACACACACACAGACAGACAGACAGAC
Coregonus clupeaformis (lake whitefish) is the source of this 607-nucleotide messenger RNA. Its product is annotated as caskin-1-like. Bases 33 to 266 code for a protein of 77 amino acids. The record is from RefSeq and is a predicted model, not a curated record. The transcript is spliced from 2 exons. Lineage: Eukaryota; Metazoa; Chordata; Actinopteri; Salmoniformes; Salmonidae.